This is a messenger RNA of Mytilus trossulus (common blue mussel), 7990 nucleotides long. Its product is annotated as breast cancer type 1 susceptibility protein homolog. Gene Ontology annotation, molecular function: metal ion binding; ubiquitin-protein transferase activity. Lineage: Eukaryota; Metazoa; Mollusca; Bivalvia; Mytilida; Mytilidae. Gene Ontology annotation, biological process: double-strand break repair via homologous recombination; negative regulation of fatty acid biosynthetic process; positive regulation of transcription by RNA polymerase II. The record is from RefSeq and is a predicted model, not a curated record. Gene Ontology annotation, cellular component: BRCA1-A complex; BRCA1-BARD1 complex; plasma membrane. Bases 213 to 7598 code for a protein of 2461 amino acids. The transcript is spliced from 18 exons.
AUUACGUAAAUUUUAGUUUGUUUGUAAACUAGAAAGUUACCCUAGGAGUGAAAUAUUUUCAUUUUGGAACUCUGAUAAAAACAGACCUACCAAACAGUGAAAUUCGAAGACAAAAACAAUUAUAAGUUUGCGAUGUACAAAAUAUUUGGCAUACAAUUAUCACAGCAGAACAUUGAAUAAAUAGUUCAAAACGUACAGAAAAGACGCAAAAUAUGGAUAAAAAGAUCCAGGUUCAAGAGCUGCUGGGUUCAAUAACAAAAAAUCUGGAAUGUUCAAUAUGUCUUGAACUCUUGAAUAAUCCAGUGUCAACAAAUUGUGACCAUCCAUUCUGCAGAUUUUGUAUUUUAGAGUUUUUAGAAAAGAAGAGAUCAGUACCUUGUCCACUAUGUAAAGCUCCUAUCACUAAAAGGAGCUUAAAUGAACGACCACAGUUAAACAGUAUGGUGGAGGGUGUGAGAAGCUUGAUCCAAGCUUUCCAAGAAGACACAGGUGCUAUUUUUUCUCCUCCAAGAGGUCAUCCAUCUAUGAACCUGACUCCAUGUACACCAGAGCCAUUACCAUGUAAAGCAGCAAGGGGCACUAAGAGGAAAAUAAUUGUAGAAUCACCUAAGAGAACAGAGGCUAAACAGAAUUGCAGGCAAAGCAAGAGGCGAAAGUCUCUCAAUAUUCCUGAAAAUGAAAAGACAAUUCCAGAAUCAAGCAGCAAGAGUUUGGCCAUUGAAGAUCAGUGUGAUUUAUUAAAGUAUCUUGACCAGGGGUCAUGUGGCGCUGAAAGUAGUCAUUCUGAUGAAAGAACUAAGAAUCUGGAAACAUCAACAAAACAGUUAAAACAUGAAUUGAGAAAAAAUAAUGUGAAAAUAGUCAAACAAAAUGUCCUACCAAAAGAUAUUACUGAAUUGAAAAAUGAUGAAAAGCAGAAAGUAGCAAGGGGUUACAGUUUAAGGAGUCCAAAAAGAAUAAAUUAUAAUGUUGAUAGUCAAGACAAAGACAGUCUUAGUCCAACAAGCAAAAGUGAUCUAUAUAAUUUUAAUGAUUCACCUGUAACACCUGUGCAUUUAUUAAGACAUCAAAGGGACAAAUUAAAGGUAAAACAAGGUUCUCAAUUAAAAAUGGAGGAUAACAGCUCUAAACAUAUUAACAGUACUAACAAUAACUGCUUAAAUGACAAUCAAAUUAGUCAUGAAAGAGUUGAGACAGGAAAAGAAAGAGAAUUUACAAAUGAUUCUGCUUUAACAGUUAAAACAAACAACCUGACUGAUGCAAGUCAAGAUCAGGCAUCUCCAGAUUUCCAACUUAAGGAAAGACAACUGUUUACAGAUAAAACAUAUAAAAGACAGAAAAAUAAUUCAAAUGCAGAUAAAACAUAUAAAAGGCAGAGGGAUAAAGCAAGUGAUAUCCAAAUAAAGUCUAAGGUUAAUUCAUGGCUAACAGAUAAUCCUGUUAGCCAAAAUAGUGGCAACGGGGAGGAGAAAUUAGUUCACGGAAUGGACAUUGAUGUUCCUAUUGAAAUUGAGGGGGGUGUAAAUGAAGCAAAUCCUGUAUUAGAAGAUAUUAUUGUAUUGAGUGAGAAAAGGACUGAUAAGAACAAUAGUAUGAAAGGGGAUAAGGAAAAUUUCUCUGAGGAAAAUAGAGCAGAAGUAAAUGGAAUCUCUGUCAUCCAAUCAGAAGACGGAAAUAAUAGGUGUGACACAAUUGAAACAGAUGCUACAGAUUUUAACAAUUUAGGAUUCAGACCUUUAGCUUCACAAAAGAGAAGAAUUUUCAAAUCGAAGCCUUCAACUCAAACCACCUCAGUUUGUCAGAAAAAGGGUGUGCUUGUAAUAAAGAAAGUUUCCCCUUCAGAAAACUCUACCUCUAUAUCAACUCACCAAAAUAAUGUUUCUGUUGAGAAAGAGGCUAUCAUUGAUCCAUUUGAAUUCAAAUCCAGUCAGAAAACACCUGUUAUUCCAGAAUCCAAGAAAAGUAAACAUGUCAAGAAACAACAAAAAGAUAAAAUGAAAGGGAAACUAGAUUUUAUGAGUGGGAAUACUACAAAUAUAAAACAGAAAGAAUCUGUUGAAAUUAGUGAUGACCAGCAAAUACAUACAAUAGAUAAAAUCACAAUAGAAACUAAUUCAGCUGAUCAACGUAGCCUAAUGGAAGACACUGAAAAACACAAUGGAAGGAAACAGAGUAAUAUUGAAAAUACAACACUUGUACAAAAUCUACAGGAAGUUAACAGCCUGAUCUCAGAUAAAACUGAUAGUGAGUUGAGUGUAAUUCCAGGUAGUUUUGACGAUUCUACACUUUUAGGAAAAAGCAAAAAAGGAAGAAGAUUAUCAAAUAAAUUAAAGAAGGAAAAACAGGAGGAAGAAAUUAAUAAAAAGAAUAUGAAAAAAUUAAUUGAGACAAUAAAUUCAGCAGAGGAUGAAGAUUUGUUGACAUGCACUCAAGAUGUUUUACAACAAAAGAGCUGGAAGGAGGAUUCUAACAAAACAUCGUCAGAAGAUUUAAUUCCAGAUACGUCAAACGUUCAGAUUUCAUUGAAGGAAAGAAAAUCUGUAUCAUUUGCAUCCAAUAAUAUAGAAAUAAGUGGAACCCCUCGUCAGACGAGAAGGUCUGUGCCCAUGGUAAUGGAUAAAAACAAAGGUAGACUGCUUCCAAAGGAGACCAGAGGGAAAAAUGUUCAGAAUGGCAACCAGAAUUUGUCUGCAUCAAGUCAAUUGAUAAAGCAAAAUAAACAGCAAACCAUGGCUAAGAAAACUAAGAUUCCUUUUGUAUGGGAGGAAAAAGGUAACGAAUCUGAUGGCAGCACCAGUACAGAUGACCUUGACAUUCAUCCAAGUCAAGAGGAAUUUGAACUGCCAUCUCAAGAUGUUAUGUCACAGGAAACAAAUAGUUGUAUUAUAGAAAAUAAAAAAGAUUUAACUGGGAAGAUUCCUAAACCUCAGGAAGAUCCAACACAGGGGAUGCUAGAAUGUCAGAAAGAUUCAACACCGGGAGUUCCCAAACCUCAGAAAGGUCCAACACAGGGGAAUCCUGAAUUUCAGGAAGAUCCAACACAGCAAAUUCCUGAACCUCAGGAAAAUGUAAUAGUGGAUGAAAGUAGACAUCAUUAUCAGAUUAAAAGUCAGAAUCUUACAAAGGAUAGAAAGGUUAGAAAAAAUAAAGAUUUGUCACCAAAUAGGUCACAGCUUGUGCAAAAUUUAUCAGAAAAUGCAGAUGAAAGUGUUCCAACAAAUAAUAGCAAUAUUUAUGUUGAGAAUACACAAGAAAACAUUGAUGGAAUACAGAUUGAUGAGACAGAAACAAUGGAAGUCCAGGUUGUACCAGAAAGUGUUGAUGAUAUUAUAAUGGAAGAUCAAACUGAUCCUGAAUCUGCUGAAAGUUUACAACCACGUCAAAAUCAAAGCUCACAAAAUAAUGUGAUACAGAGUGAAGAUCAGAGACGGAAUAAUGAAAAAGAAUCAACAAAGCAAAAGCAGAAAAAAAAUAUGAUCCAAAAUCUCAAUGUUACAGAAAGCAAUGAAUCAGCAGAAAUAAGCAGUCAGUCAACUGUAUCAACUGUAAAUGAAAUCCUAGACUCUGAUGUUCUAGUGAGGAAGAGUAGGAGUAAAUUAAGAUCCAGGAAAGUAAGAAGUCAAGAUAGUAGUACUUCUAACUGUCCUAUAGAAAUACAAUCUGUUGUGGAGGAGACACCUGGGUCAAAUAAUUGCCAAUCACAAUUGAAAAAUGUAGAUGUUUUAAGUGACACAACAUCACAAGAAAGUGUUUCUAUACUUCUUCCUCCAGAAAAGGGAGAUAAUUUCAAUCCUUCAGGAAACUCUAAAACAAGAAUAGCUGAAAGCGAAGAAUUUGUACACCAAGAUAACAUAAAAAGUCAUAUUAUAAAAAAACCUGAGAUAAAGUCAAAUUCAGAUGAAGUAGAAAUUGUAAGCAGUGUUGAAAUGAUUCCAGCAACAGAAUCUGAUUCAAUGAUGAGUUUAUCUAACCAUACAAUCAAAUCUGGAAAACACCAAUCACAAUCAAGUAGCUCAGCGAGUCAAAAAAGAAGGAGUUCAACCAGAAAAAGUCAAGUAAAAAUAGGGAUGACGCAAGAAAUGUUUCCUGAUUCUGAUGUUGAAAUAAUAAGCCAACCACAUAUACAUGACCAUUUGAUGGGAACACCUAUAGUCUUAUCAGGAACACAGACCUGUAAUGAAGAAACUUUGGAAGGUAAAGUUAGCCUUGAGAAAAAGUCUGCAGAAAACAGUUACAGUAAUAACGAAAAAGUCACAACAGAUUCAAAACAAGACGGCACUCCUUUGGAAUGUGAACAUGCUGAACAUGAAAAUAGAAGUGAGGUCAGAGUAAAAGAAAAAGAAAGUCAACCAGGAUAUUUAAACCUAGAUACAGAUGAUACAUUGCCACCAACCCUAGUGUCACAGAAAUCUCUCAAUAUAAGAAAUUCUGUUGAGAAGAAGAGAAGAUCUGAAGAAAGACAGUUGGCAUGUCAAGAGUCAGAAGUACACAGAACAGCUAAAGAUAAGUCAGAGACUACAGAACAUUGUUCUCCGGAGGAUAUCUUUAUGAUGGAUUCUGAGAUACAGAGCAAUUAUUCUCAAUCCUUACCUCAGAAUCAAGAGGGAAUUAUUUGUUUGGACUUAGAACCAUCAGAAGUACUAACCUUGAUUGGUGAACCAGCAAGUCAAAAUCUUUUGAAAAAGAAUCAAGGUACCCAAGAAAUAGAAAAUAUUAACAAUACUGAUCAGUUUGAAGACAGAAUUGGUGCUAAACAAGUAGAAACCAUUGAUAAAAAGGAAAAUGAACCUUUCACACUGCAAUCUGAAUCUUUACAGAAUACAAGUUCUAUUGACAAGGAAUUGAUAGAUCAAGCAAAUAAGUCACAAAAACCUUUGUCAGACCAAGAUAAAGAUAUCUUAAGUCCUGAAAAAGUGAAAACUGUCAAAGGAAAAAGAACAGUAAGAGGACUUGCUAGAAAGAGGAAAAGCUUAAACCUACAAAAUAACACCUGCAGUGAGUCAGCAUCAGAAGAAUGUGAUAAACAAAAAGAAAGAAAUAAUGAAACAAGUGAUAGAAUCAAAGAUCAAAUUCUUACAUCAGAGAGUAUUAAUCAAGUGCAUACAACCUGCAGUUCACCAAAAAACUUAGAAAUUACCAGUCCUUAUAGAAAUGUUACAAAGAGUCCUUAUAGAAAAAUAAUUAAGAGUCCUCACAGUCCUCAAACAGACCAGAAAAAUACAGAAUUAACACCUACCAAAAGUAAUACACCGAAAUCACAAGCAAACAUUCCUAAAGCUCAGAAGAUUUCUCCUACCUUUACAUUUUCUCCUAAAAAGCCUAAGAAAGCCAAAGAUGUGAAACUAAAUGUCGGGAAACAAAUGUCAAGCCAAAAACCAGAGUUGCAAAGUCAAAAUAAAGAGAACCUUGAGGAUAGUGAUACAGAUGUCAUAGUACCAAUAAAACAAAACAAUUUUGAAAGAUUAUUGAGAGACAACAUUGCUGACACAGAAAUGUCAGACGAGGAAGAUGAAAUAAUACGUCAGGAUAGAUUGAAUUUCUCAGAUGACUUUACUUUAAUAGAAGAUGAUAUUGGUGACAAAAGUAAAACUCAUUUGGAUUUGAAAAACCAAGAAUACAAAUCUAGAAAAUCUAAACCAUUUGAAGAUCAAGAAACUGCUAUUUUGUUGCCAGAGGUUGAUAAUCUUCCUGAUUCUUCAACCCCAUUGUCAAGAAAAACUAUUUCUAACCAAGUGAAGCUAAAUAGAUCAGGUCAAAAUAUAAAAAUAAAGAAAUUUGUGGUGAAGGAAAGUGUACCAGAUAGUUAUGAUGUUGAGUAUAUAGAACCCAGUUCACCAUUACCAGAUCUGAUUGGAGGGGACCAGUACAAUGAUAAUCAUCAAGAUCUGUCAAGUGACCUUGAAGAUGAAGAUGCAGUGCUGAUAAAAUCUUCUCAUCAUAUUGAUGGAGAAUUUAAACAAUCAAAGCCUUUCAGUGAUGUUAUUGAGAAAGAAAGAAUGGACCUAGAGGAUGUCCUGGAAAUUGACACAGUUGAAGAUCCAAUGUCUGAUGAUGAUGUUGAAAUUGUAAGAGUGAAGAAGAAAAGAAGAAGAAUAGUUGAGGAUGAUAGUGACUCAUCAGAUGCUUCAGAAGAUAGUGUCACAAGUCGUCAUCUUAAUAACACCUCCUCGUCAGCAUUCUCGAGUCAAAGUGAGCCUAUCAAUACACAGCAAAGAUACAAAUUGGAGAGUGAUUUAGAAAGAAUGCGGAGAGAAAUGCAAGAAAUUGAAGCACAGUUGGCUGCUGAUACUGCUAAUAACAGCUCAAGAAUACAAAGAGCAGGUGAAGGAGAUGGAGGCACAGAGAAUACAAAUAAGUUGAAUUUUAGUAAUAAUGAUGAGCCAAAUGGACGACCAGAUUCUCGGACCAGUGAUGUGAUUCUGGAAUACCAAUCAGAUGAGGAACUAUUCCUUAGUCCCAACCCACCAUCUCCCCCUCCUAUGUCACCCCAACAAAUUGAAAUUACUGAAGAAACUGACUUAACAACAGAGUUCAGGAAACAUGGCCUUGAACUCUUACCUGUAGAAGCGAGCCAAGAGAGUAGGGAAAGAUCUAAAACAGAGAUAGAUGGUGGAGAAAAAGAAGAGCUAAUAUCACCAAGACGAAGUACGAGAUCUGAUAUUGACCAAAAACAUUUAUCUGUAAUAGACCAAGUUAAUAAUGAGAAUAUACCUUCUCAAAUGAAGUCAUCGCCAUGGAGAAAUAAGUUAACAGAUAAUAUUACAUCAAAGCCGUCUAAACUGUUAUAUUCUCCCUUAGAUCAGAGAUCUCCACAACUAUCACCUGCCAUGGAGAGAAAAAGACAGAAGAUUUUGUCUCCAUUGGUUACAAAUACAGCUGAAACAAAAAGGCUACAGAGAUGUUUUGUUUCAACUGGAUUAAUUUUACCUCAGAUGAAAGAACUACAAAAGCUAGCAGUUUUGAAUCAGUGUCAGUUCUGUACAAAGUUUAGUAAAGAUGUAACACAUGUCAUAGUUAAGACUGAACCAAUUGGCAGUCGUGUAUGUGACAGAACAUUAAAGUUUUUUAAGGGGAUAUCUCAUGGUUGUUGGAUUUUAGAUUAUGAAUGGGUUGUUGACUCCAGAGCUGCUGGUAGUCUGUUGCCAGAGGCUGAUUAUGAAAUCAAAGGUGAUACUGUGACAGACGACCUCCACUAUGGACCAAUGAAAUCAAGACAGAGUACAACUGCUCCCUUGUUUGAUAACAUACAGUUUUUGGUUCUAGGAGAUAGUAAAGGUUUACAAAAAGAUGAAUUGAAGAGUUUAUUGAUAUCAUGUGGAGGCCAGGUUAAGUCUAACAUAGAAGAUAUAACAGAUCAACAACACUCUGUUGUAAUCACAUGUUCUGAUUAUGAUAAUGAUUCUGAUGAUGAUGAUAGUCCUUCUCCAGAUGAACUCAAACUUUUUAAAGAAUUUUAUGUUCACCAUGGUUUAGUGUCUGUUUCUAGAGAGUGGGCCUUGGACAGUCUUACUGUGUAUAACCUGCAGCCACUGACAGACUAUAUAUUGACUCCUGGUAAAAUUAGUAAAAUUGCUAUACCAAACUUUGUAAGAGAAUGAAUUUAAUUUGCAUGAUUGGUGUAUUACAAUGUAGUAAGACAUUAUUGUAUCAGAUUAUAUAUACUAAGUACUAUCUUUGAAAUUCAAAUAUAUAUUUGAACAAAAGAAAGUCUGAUGUUAUUUUAAAUGUUAAUUCUAUUAUUUGGUGUAAUCAAUUGAGGUUUUAUCUGCUUUAUAGACUUUGCCUGUUGUGUUAUAUACUGACCUGGACAAUGUCGUUUAUGUGCUUUAUGUUAAGGAAUACAUAUCGGGUAAAAUUUAUUAUUUUUUAUGAACAGAUUUACCAUAUCAAAUGCAUUGUAGGUGCAUGUUGAUACACACACACUGCAUGACUAUGAUAAGAUCAUAAAACCAUAGAAGUAAUUUAUUGACAGGGAUUACAACUAUAUACA